Messenger RNA from Suncus etruscus (white-toothed pygmy shrew), 711 nucleotides. RefSeq names its product HLA class II histocompatibility antigen, DP beta 1 chain-like. Gene Ontology annotation, biological process: immune response; positive regulation of T cell activation; peptide antigen assembly with MHC class II protein complex. The transcript is spliced from 4 exons. Gene Ontology annotation, molecular function: MHC class II protein complex binding. The coding region runs from base 1 to 711 and encodes 236 amino acids. The record is from RefSeq and is a predicted model, not a curated record. Gene Ontology annotation, cellular component: MHC class II protein complex; membrane. NCBI's taxonomy places the organism in Eukaryota, Metazoa, Chordata, Mammalia, Eulipotyphla, Soricidae.
AUGUCCCUGAAGGUCCCGAAAGUUCCUGGGCUGGUGGUUCUGAUGGUUCUACUGAUGCUGCUCAGCAAUCCUGUGACCCAAGGCAAGACCACUCCAGAAAACUACCUGCUGCAAAGGCUCUUCGAGUGCUACGAGUCCAACGGGAAGCAGCGCCUGGUGGACCGGUACAUCUACAACCGCGAGGAGUUCCUCAACUUCGACAGUGACCUGGGCCAGUACGUGGCGGUGACCGAGCUGGGACAGCCCGAAGCCGAGGAAUGGAACCGUAUCCCGCAGAUCCUGCAGCAGGCACGGGAGGAGGUGAACCGGGUUUGCAAGCACAACUACGGGCUGGACCAGAAGUUGGUCCUGAAGCACUUAGCCAAGCCAAAAGUAAGCAUCUACCCAUCUAGGGCUUGGCCCCUGCUGCACCCCAAAAUGCUGGUCUGCCACAUAACAGACUUCUACCCUCGUAACAUUGAAGUCCGCUGGUUCCUGAAUGGAAAGGAAGAAAGCUCAAAGAUUGUGUCCACCACUCUGAUCCGUAACGGGGACUGGACCUUCCAGAACCUGGUGAUCCUGAAAAUAAGACCCCAGCAGGGAGACAUUUACACCUGCCAAGUGGACCACCUCAGCCUGGAUUCCACAAUCUCUGCAGAGUGGACUUUUUCCCCACACAAGCCCCCUGAGACUAGUUCCAAACUGGGCAGUCUCUGGUCUAGAAGCUACUGA